CAGCUUUGUAACAGGUUCCUACGCACGAACACACCCAGCCCUGAUCACACCUUGGGUGCUGUCACUCCCCAACCCUCAAAUUACUGCAAUCAAGGGAAGGAAAAGACAACUCAGUCCCGGUAUAAAACCUUCCUGUGGUGCCCCGUCCCACACCUUUGGGGCUCUGAGGGCUCUCCUUCAACCAUGAAGGCUUUUCUGGUUGCCCUGCUGGCGGCCGUCCUGUGUGCCCAGCAAGCUUCCUCCCUGUUUUGCUACACAUGUGACAACGAGCAUUCCAACUGGAACUGCCUUAAAACCUACAAGUGUGAAGACCAUGAGAAGUACUGCACGACCACAUACAGCACUGCUGGGCUUGGCAAGGACGCGGGGCACCGGAUCACCAAGAAGUGCUCCGUGGACUGUCCCGAGACAAACGUGAACUUCGGGGUGGCAGCUUUUUCCACCAAGUGCUGCAGCACCUCCCUGUGCAACUUCAGCGGCGCCAACAGCAUCCGAACCUCCUACGCCGUGAUGCUCCUGGGAAUCGCCGCCAGUCUGGGCUGGGUCAUCAGGGCAGGAUUGUGAGGAGGGGUGGGAGGAGAUGGGACAACCCAAGAACCCACAAGGUAUCCCCCGAGUGAGAAACCAGGCUCCUCUGUCAAGUGGUUCCAACAGGGGCUGUGCUGCCCUGUUCUUAUCCCAGACAGAUCCCAUUCCCGACGUGGCAGUGCAGCUCCCGGUUUCCCCCUCCUCGUUUUAUACUAAUUUUCCCUGGAAAAGCUCUUUU
Manacus vitellinus (golden-collared manakin) is the source of this 766-nucleotide messenger RNA. RefSeq names its product lymphocyte antigen 6E. The record is from RefSeq and is a predicted model, not a curated record. Lineage: Eukaryota; Metazoa; Chordata; Aves; Passeriformes; Pipridae. Gene Ontology annotation, molecular function: acetylcholine receptor inhibitor activity. The coding region runs from base 184 to 564 and encodes 126 amino acids. The transcript is spliced from 3 exons.